This is a messenger RNA of Coccinella septempunctata (seven-spotted ladybird), 682 nucleotides long. RefSeq lists its product as uncharacterized. The transcript has 3 exons. NCBI's taxonomy places the organism in Eukaryota, Metazoa, Arthropoda, Insecta, Coleoptera, Coccinellidae. The coding region runs from base 118 to 555 and encodes 145 amino acids. The record is from RefSeq and is a predicted model, not a curated record.
CGGCGUCGGCGCGGCGGAUAAUAAGUACAUAUUCACCAUUCAGUCGAAAACGUACAGCGCUGCCCAGUUUUACGUAGGAUUUGUAAUAAUCGUAAUACUCAAUAUUCAAAAAAAGUUAUGCCGAAGAGAAAGUGUAGUUUUUCCGCCGAAUACACUAAAAAGUGGUCAUUCAUUAAAAAAGGAAGAAAUGACCAGGAAGCUUUAUGUUCAAUUUUUGAAUUUUAUAUAUCCGUAAGUCAUGGCGGUAAAUCGAGUGUGAAAGAUCAUAUUCAAAGCAAAAAUCACAACUCCAGAUUGUCAGUUGCAUCAACGUCGAAAGAUAUAUUGUCUUUUAUGAUCAAACAAAAUUCGACAGAAGAUACUCUGAUAUGCGCUGCUGAACUUACCACUGCUUAUAAAGUUGUGAAGCACCACCAAUCGUUUAGUUCGAUAGAUUGUUCGACAAAACUGAAUGCUAUCAUGUAUCCGGAUUCGAGCAUCGCAGUAAAACAAUCAACUGCCAGAACCAAGGAAGUCGAUGGCUUUCACUACUUCCAGCUGUCGAACGAUUGCUAAAGUUAUAUGUGCCAUUGAAAGAGUUUUUCCCAGAUGAUCAUACAGUGCAUAAUAAACAAAUGAUAAAUUAAUGACAUGUAGACAAACAAGACAUCAAACAUAAAAAUAAUAAUAAUAAAAAAAAUCA